This is a messenger RNA of Cercocebus atys (sooty mangabey), 546 nucleotides long. RefSeq names its product alpha hemoglobin stabilizing protein (gene AHSP). Gene Ontology annotation, molecular function: hemoglobin binding. Bases 126 to 434 code for a protein of 102 amino acids. Gene Ontology annotation, cellular component: cytoplasm. Lineage: Eukaryota; Metazoa; Chordata; Mammalia; Primates; Cercopithecidae. Gene Ontology annotation, biological process: protein folding; erythrocyte differentiation; protein stabilization. The transcript has 3 exons. The record is from RefSeq and is a predicted model, not a curated record.
CUUGGCACAGAGCGAUUCACGCACCCUCAAGAGUGUGGGUGAGACAUAUACACCCUGUUAGACCUGAAGGUGAGCCCAACCUGGGAAAAUCGUGACCUCAGAGCACAGCAGGAUGUGAAAGGCAGAUGGCUCUUCUUAAGGCCAAUAAGGAUCUCAUUUCUGCAGGACGGCAGGAGUUCAGCGUUCUGCUGAAUCAGCAGGUCUUCAAUGAUCCUCUCAUCUCUGAAGAAGACAUGGUGAUUGUGGUGGAGGACUGGAUGAACUUCUACAUCAACUAUUACAGGCAGCAGGUGACAGGGGAGCCCCAAGAACGAGACAGGGCUCUGCAGGAGUUUCGGCAAGAGCUGAACACUCUGGCCAACCCUUUCCUGGCCAAGUACAGGGACUUCCUGAAGUCUCAUGAGCUCCGGAGUCACCCACCGCCCUCCUCCUAGCCCAGGGACCCAGCCCCUCCUCUCUGAGAAACUCUGACCUUCAUGUCCUUAGGCUGUGCUCCCGCCACUCUACAAUGACACCUCAAUAAAGACCAGUGCUGGUUUUGUUGGA